Molecule: messenger RNA, 9719 nt
Organism: Leptopilina boulardi
Lineage: Eukaryota; Metazoa; Arthropoda; Insecta; Hymenoptera; Figitidae
Gene: sdk
Product: protein sidekick
Exons: 31
Coding region: 1037-7729 (2230 amino acids)
Biological process (GO): cell-cell adhesion
Molecular function (GO): protein binding
Source: RefSeq, a predicted model, not a curated record
GCAAAGAAUGUUUAGAACCGUUGCGGUAGCGAUGCUAACAAAACGAUAUGGUUCGGUAAUGAAUUUUAAUUCUUAAUUAACUAAAACACGUGUGUUACUAUUAAAUAAAUAAAUUGAAAGUUUAUUAAAUUAAUUACCCUCGCGAAAAAGUGGUGAAAUUCAUUUUCUCGUGAAGAAGAAAAAAAAAAAAGUUUUAUCUUCGGAGCCAGGUGGCUUACUUCGCAGGGUUGCCAGGUUGCACCCAGGUGAACGUCAAAGCGUGCCCUCUUACCUGAAUUUGUGUCGCGCGCGGUCUCGAGCAACGUGUCAAUUUUUUUUCUGUUAUAUAUGAACAUAGAAAAAUAAUAACUAAAUUAAAAUUGUGAAAUAGGGAAUUUUUUCCACCAAGUUACGGGGAAUUUGGAACAAAAUUUGUUAAAAGGAUUAAAGUGGUUUUUUGUGCUCUUGAAAAGAAGAAAAAAAAGUGUUAACACGUGUAUGUGUGUGUUAUAUAUGUGAGAUCCGCAUUUUUUUGCUACGUGCAACAAGUGGUUUUUUUUUCUGUUUCGCAAGCGAAGGAGUGUGAAAAAGGCAUAAAUUCCCAAAAAUUUUUUUUUUUUUUUUGCCCUUCUCUUGUGCGCGACAAUGGUUUUCUACCUUCAAGGGACUUUUUCUAUUGUUGUGAGCGCAAGUGAAAUGGUGAACAACAACCAAGGGUCCCGUCGUCGUUUAAAGAAAUAAUGCGCCGUUGCCAGGUGUUGUCGGUGCGGGUGACGGGUUUUAACAGAGAACAGUAGUGGAAAAAAAAAACACUUGAGAAAUAAGGAAAAAAAAAGAAGUUUUCUUUUUCGUGUGUGUAGUGCGCGAAUUCUUUCGAAGAAAAAUGAUUCGCGGGUUUUUCCAUCACAACAACAACAACAACAACAACGUGAAUUAAAGUGAAUUUUGUACAAUUGUUGUUAAUUAUUGUAAACAAAAAGAAGAAGAAGUGGCGAAAAAAAGGAGGAAAAAAAAGCUUGGCAGGAGAAUUUUUUAUAUUUGACAACUGCCAAGCAUAAUGAUGAAUAAACAACAUUGGGAAUAUUUUCGACAGGCAACAUGGCCUUCUUUUAGGAGAACAUUAGUUUUUUUUAUUGUAAUUCUUGUCGCUGGCAGCGCUUGGAGUACAGAAUCACUCCAAGAGCCUCGCUUUGUGACGCAUCCGUCUAGUAGUGGAAAAUUUAGUCCUGAAAAUCGAACAAAAAUUUUACAGUGCCAAGCACGAGGUCAUCCUCAACCUCGAUACAGGUGGUUUAAAGAUGGUCAACCAUUGACGAGUGAACUCACCUCUGAACCCUAUUAUCGAAUUAACAUAACCAAGAGGGAAGACACUGGUGUUUAUUAUUGUGUCGCUACCAACGAAGUUGGUUCGAUAUUCAGCGAACGUAUCUCAUUUUCCGUUGCUUAUAUGGGAAUAUUUGAGGAUUUAACGGAAAUUCCAUUGACUGUUGAAUCGGGAAAUGCGGCAAUUUUACGAUUGCCACCCAUUGAAAGUAAUCCAACACCAGAAGUUAGUUGGUCGAGUUCUGAUGGCACAAUUCCUUAUACUAUAAAAUAUGCGACCGCUCAACAGAUGCUAAUAAUUCUUAACGCCUCUGAGGAUGAUGAGGGUUCUUACAGAGCAAAAGCAAUUAAUACUCAAGUGGCGAAAGAAGAAAUUAGUCCCUUCUUCAAAUUGAGAAUUACGGGUGAUUUAAAUGUCGAGGUGCCGCCAACGAUAAUUGUGAGGCCACAGGAUACGAAAAUUAUUAAAGAUCAGGGAGUGACAUUUCUUCAUUGUAUCGCCAAUUCUAGAUAUCUUCACGAAUUGAGAACAUUAUGGACCAAGGAUGACAUUCCAAUAGAAAAUACAAGAAUCUCAUAUCAAUUUGACGAUCUUUGGAAUCGGACUUUGAUCCUUAAAUCGGCUAAUUUGACCUAUACGGGAAUUUAUUCUUGCCAAGUUGAUUUAAGAAGUGGAGGAUUCCCCACAAUUAUUGCCAAUGCCAGUAUUGAAGUUUAUGAAAAACCCUCGUUUAUAAACGAAUUGAAACGAGAGACAAUUAGUGAAUAUGGAUCGACAGUAAUUUUACCCUGUGAAGCCGAGGGAGUUCCUUUGCCAAAAAUUAGCUGGUAUCGAAAUGCGGAAUCUGUCGAUCAUUUAUUUGGCUCGAGAUACAAUUUGGAGGAAGAUGGAUCAUUAACAAUUAAAAAAUUAACAAUGGAAGAUUCAGGAAUGUUUCAAUGUUUAGCUUCAAAUGAAGCCGGCGAGGCUUCAAGUUACACGUGGAUUCGAGCAAAAAAGAGUGAAAAAGCUGAAAGCACAAUGAGGAACAGAGUGAGCCGAUGGGCGGCUGGCUACAAUGUAGUUAGAGUUCGUCAAUCUGAUCAUCGAUUUUUGUUUUCUCAAUAUCCAGAGACCUCCAUUCCCGUAAUGGAUUUGGGACCUCAAAAUUCGACGAUUUUGGAUGGAAAAGACGUGACAAUUACUUGUCGAGCAAUUGCGGCACCAAUUCCUAAUAUCACUUGGUUUUAUAAUGAUUCAUUUCCAGUGGAAAUUGCGGGACGAGUUCAACUUUUGGAAAAUGGAGAUUUACUUAUUACAGCAGUGAAGGCAAAUGACGCUGGAAAAUAUACUUGUUUUCGAGCAAAUGAAGCUGGAUCUGUUAAUGGAUCAGCGUUUUUAUCAGUUUUGGUUCGUACACGAAUUCUACAACCGCCGGCGGAUAUUACAGUGACUCUUGGUUACACGGCGGAACUUCAGUGCAAGGUUUCCAACGAUCCGAGUGUUAAAUAUGAUAUCGCAUGGUUCCACAAUUCACAAUUAAUAAAUACAAGAUCGAGUCAACGUGUAAAAAUGCGUGACGACGGUACACUGGAAAUAUUUGCAGUACGCGCAUCUGACGUUGGUGAAUAUACAUGUUCAGUGAUAUCGCCAGGUGGCAAUGAAUCGCGUACGGCACGUCUUAGUGUCAUUGAAUUACCAUUUGCGCCAAUUAAUGUAAUGGCACAACGCGCCGAGGCAAUAUCAUUGCGUUCAAUUAAUGUCUCAUGGGUGCCUGGUUUCGAUGGCAAUAGUCAAAUUAAACGUUUUAGCGUACAACGUUGUGAGGUUCAUGAAUUGGGACCAAUUCCCGAUUUAUCGCCAAAUUGGGUUCGUGAAAUGACAAAUAUUUCAGCUCAAACCAAUUGGAUUUUAUUGCAUAAUUUAAAGGCAGCAUCGGCUUAUCAAUUUCGUGUUAGCGCUGAAAAUGAUGUUGGCGAGGGUCCAUUCUCCGAGCCUAGUAACGUUGUUGUCCUUCCACAAGAACCACCAUCGGGACCUCCGUCGGGAUUUGUUGGUUCAGCGAGAUCAUCAUCGGAAAUAAUUACCCAAUGGCAACUUCCCGCUGAGGAGCAUAGAAAUGGACAUAUUUUGGGUUUUAUUUUACGUUAUAAACUUUAUGGUUACAAUGUGACGCCAUGGACAAUACAAAAUAUCACAAAUCAAGAGCAGAGAAAUUUUCUCAUUACUGAUCUUAUCACAUGGAAGGAUUAUGAUGUGCAAAUUGCCGCCUACAAUGACAAGGGCGUGGGAAUUUUCACCGAGGGUCUGAAAAUCAAAACCAAAGAAGGCGUUCCAGAAGCGCCGCCAACAAAUAUAAAAGUAAAACCAUUAAAUUCAACAUCGGUGGGCGUCUCGUGGACGCCACCAAAUCCACAAAAGAUCAACGGUAUCAAUCAGGGAUAUAAAUUACAAGCGUGGAUUGGAGGGAAUUUUAGCGAUGAAAAUGAAUAUAAAUCAAUAACAGUUGAGCCAAAUUUAUUUAAUCCGCUGGCGGAACAGGCGGCUGUUAUUUUUGAUCUCAAAAAAUAUACAAAAUACAAUGUUACUGUUUUGUGUUUCACUAAUCCGGGCGAUGGGGAAAGAAGUGAAGCUGUUGAAAUUCGAACCAGCGAAGAUGUUCCCGGUGAAGUUGAGAAUCUCCAAUUUCUAAAUAUUUCCGAUCGAGCAUUAACAGUGAAAUGGAAUUCGCCAAGAGAAAUAAAUGGAAUUCUCAUUGCUUAUCAAUUGAAAUAUAUGAUUAAAGAUUUGCCAGAAUCAUUGCGUGUUGAAAAUUUAACGGCCAAUGUUCAUUCAGUGAAAGUCGAACAUCUUCAGGCGACGACGCAUUAUAGAUUUGAAAUUGUUGCUUGGACAUCAAAAGGACCGGGAAAAUCGAGUAUCGCAAUUAUUCAAUCGGGAAUUGAACCUGUUUUACCUGAACCGCCGACAAAACUUGCUCUAUCAAAUAUUGAUGCUUUUUCCGUUGUAUUACAAUUUACACCUGGAUUUAAUGGCAAUUCAUCAAUUACCAAAUGGACAAUACAAGCGCAAACAAGUCGCAAUACAACGUGGCAUACAAUUGAUGAAAUCUCGGAUCCCGAUUACGAUACAAAUACAAUAAAUGUUCAGGGAUUGACGCCAUUUAUGCAAUACAAAUUGCGUUUAAUUGCAAAUAAUGUUGUGGGCAUAUCGCCACCUUCAGAACCGACAAAACAAUUUCAAACGAUACAAGCGCCUCCUUCACAUCCACCGAGAAAUGUCACUGUUCGAGCAAUGAGUGCAACGGAAUUGCGAGUUCGAUGGAUUCCCCUACAACAAAUUGAAUGGUACGGAAAUCCAAGAGGUUACAAUGUUUCAUUCAAAGAAUUACGAACUAACGAAUCGAAAAGUAUUUGCAUUGAUGAUCAUACGGCAAAUUCGUAUGUUUUAAAAAAUAUGGAAGAAUUUGCCCUCUAUGAAGUUGUAAUGCAGGCAUUUAAUGACGUUGGCUCGUCAACCUCAAGUCCAAAAGCAAUUGAAAGAACAAGAGAAUCUGUUCCUUCAAUGGGACCAAUGAAUGUGGCGGCAAAUGCAACAUCAUCGACGACAAUUGUCGUUAAAUGGGGCGAUGUACCAACAAAAGAUCAAAAUGGACAAAUCGAAGGUUUUAAAGUUUAUUAUGGGGCAAAAAGUCGUUCGGCAUUUCAAUAUAAAAAUAUUCCAAGUAACAGUACAUUUACAACGACAUUGACUGAACUCAGAAAAUAUGUGCAAUAUCAUAUACAAGUUUUGGCGUAUUCAAGAUUAGGAGACGGUGCAUUGAGCGUUCCACCAAUUAGAGUUCAAACAUUCGAAGAUGUUCCUGGUCCACCUUCGAAUGUUUCGAUACCUGACGUGUCAUUUUCAACGGCGAGAAUUAUUUGGGACACACCUGAAGAUCCAAAUGGUGAAAUUCUCGCUUAUAAAGUUAUGUUUCAUUUAAAUAGCUCGAGCGAUAAACCAUUUUCCAAAGAGUUUCCCGCCUCCGAACGAACAUUCACCGCAACGGAAUUGCAAGCCGAGAAAUUUUACAUGUUCUCGGUGACGGCGCAAACACGUCUCGGUUGGGGUAAAACAGCAUACGCUCUUGUUUUAACGACAAAUAAUCGUGAACGUCCACAAUCGCCAUCAAUGCCGCAAGUUAGUAGAUCGCAAGUUCAAAGUCGACAAAUUACAUUUAAUUGGAUUCCGGGACGCGAUGGAUUCGCGCCACUCAGGUAUUACACAAUUCAAAAAUCAGAAAAUUCCGGACCAUUUCAAACAAUACCGGAAAGAGUGAAUCCCUCUUUAACUUCCUAUACGGCAAAUAAUUUGAAACCAUUCACGAAUUAUCAAUUUCGAAUACAAGCGACAAAUGACAUUGGACCAUCUGCUUGGAGUGCGGAAUCAAGUCAAGUUCAAACUUUACCUGCAGCACCGGCGAAAGGUGUGACGGGAUUAAAAGUCGUUCCAAUUACAACAACAGGUAUUGAAGUUUAUUGGAAUAUGAUUGAAGAAAUUCAUUGGAGCGGCGAUCAUGAGACUGGUGGCUAUCGUGUUGUUUAUCAAAUUGUCUCCGAUUUUCCCACUGCAAUACAAGCAACGCCAAAAGAAGAAAUAAUGGGCAUUAAUCAAACAAAAAUGACAUUAACCGAUUUAACGGAGGAUAAAAAUUAUGAGAUUAUCGUUGUGCCAUUUAAUUCCGAGGGCGAGGGUCCACCAAGUCCUCCGGUGACAAUUUAUGUUGGCGAAGCAGUUCCAACAGGUGAGCCACAACAUUUAAAAGCCGAAUCAAUUUCAUCGACUGAAGUUCUUCUUCAUUGGAAACCGCCGCAGGCAAAUAUGCAAAAUGGCGAUUUACUCGGUUACAAGAUUUUUUAUCUCGUUACGGAUUCACCGCAACCAUUGGAGGGUAAACAAGAGGAGGAAAUUGAAGUUGUUCCCGCUUCGUAUUUAACGCACAGUCUUGUUUUUCUCGAUAAAUAUACACAAUAUCGAAUUCAAGUAUUGGCAUUUAAUCCAGCUGGCGAUGGACCAAGAACACCGGCAAUUACUGUGAGAACAAAACAAGAUUUACCUGGUCCAUGUCAUAAUUUACAAUUCACUGAAAUUACAAUGACAAAUCUUCGCGUUUCAUGGGAACCGCCAAAAAUGCGUAAUGGCGAAAUUAUUGGCUAUAUUGUCACAUAUGAAACUGCCGAGCAAAACGAUCGUUUUAGUAAACAGGUGAAACAAAAAGUGACGGAAACAAGUUUACUUGUACAGCCAUUGGAGGAGGAAGUGACGUAUACAUUUGUCGUGAGAGCGCAAACAACAAUUGAUUUUGGCCCGCCAAUAUCGGGAAAUGUGACAACUGGACCACAAGAAGGUUCGCCAAUGGUACCAAGCGAUUUAUCAGUGUCAAAAACAGUUUCGAGCGUUGAUCUUCAAUGGAAGAAUGGCGCAUCCGGGAAGGGGCCAAUUUUGGGCUAUUACAUCGAAACCAGACGCAAAGUCUCGGAAGAAUGGCAGAAUUAUGACACGAGAUGGCAAACAAUUGUGAGAAGUAGCAAUGGACCAUUGAUGGAAUACACAGUUUCUUAUCAAAAUUUAUUGCCAUCAACAUCAUAUUUAUUCCGUGUAAUCGCUUAUAAUCGUUACGGAAUUAGUUAUCCUGCCUAUUCAAGUGAAACGAUACUGACGCCUUCGAAAUUAUAUUUAGAAUACGCGUAUUUACAACAUAGACCAUUUUAUCGACAAACAUGGUUUAUGGUGAGUUUGGCUUCUGGUUCAGUGAUUGUUAUCGUUAUGGUUAUUGCUGUUCUUUGCGUCAAGAGUAAAAGCUACAAAUACAAACAAGAGGCGCAAAAAGUCCUCGAGGAAUCAAUGGCAAUGGACAUUGACGAUCGUCAAUCAUCAGAUUUAGAAUUAUAUCGUUCGCGACAAACCGGUGGCAAUUCAAUGAACAUUGUCAAUGGCUGUGGCGUUGGUACAUUGGGCAAAAGAAAUGGAAUUUCCGGUACAUUAUCGAGAAAAGCAAUGCAUCCACCACCGCCACCUGCACUUUAUGGUAAAUCACCGCCAAGACCAUCGCCCGCUUCAGUUGCCUAUCACAGCGAUGAAGAGAGUCUCAAGGGUUACGAUGAAAAUCCCGAUGAUAGUAGUGUCACUGAGAAACCAUCGGAAAUAAGUUCCACCGAUUCACAAGCAUCCGAAAGUGAAAAUGAAUCCGUACAAUCGGAUCCACAUUCAUUUGUCAAUCAUUAUGCAAAUGUUAAUGAUUCACUGCGACAAUCGUGGAAACGGCAAAAACCGGUGAGAAAUUAUUCAUCGUACACUGAUUCCGAGCCAGAGGGUUCAGCUGUUGUUAGUUUAAAUGGUGGGCAAAUAAUAAUGAAUAAUAUGGCAAGAUCGCGUGCACCAUUGCCGGGUUUUUCGUCUUUUGUUUGAGUCGAAAAAAUUAAUUAAAAUCGAUUCGAAAGAGAAAAAAAGAAAAAAAAACCCUUUUUUAAUUGUGAUAUCGACUUAUUUAUAACUAUUAAUAUUAUUAUAUAUUUUUUAUUAAUUACUUGAAGUAAUUGAUAAUUCAGGUAAUUAAUUGUUAAUUGAUGAUUAUUGAUUAAUUUAAUUAAUUGAAUGCGCGAUAGUUAGAAAUAAAGUAUUAAAUACUCGUGUUUCUUCGUUUCUUUUUGAAACAAAAAAAAAAAGAGGGGAAAAAAUUAAUUUUUUUAUUGAUGAAAAUAAUUUUUCUUUCUUUUAGAAAAGAAAAAUUGUUUUUUUUCUCUUCAAAAAUAGAAAAAUUUGGUUUUUUUUCUCAAAAGAAAAUAAAAUAUAGUAAGAAACUGAGUAAAUUUUCUCGGCUGGAGAAAAAAAAGGAUCUAUUUAAUACAUAUAAAAAAUAUAAAGAAAAAAACCCUCGUGAUUCAGGGGAUUUUCAAAAUAGCAUGGCAAUAAUAAUAAUCUUGGGGCGCGAUGAUUAUCAGAAAAAAUUCAUUUAAUUAAAAAUUUUCAAUAUUUAAAAAUAAUUUUAUAAAAUAGAAUUUUGAAUUUAGACGAAUUUCUAUUUUUCAAAUUGGAAUUUUUUCAAUUCCACAAUAUUAGUAACAAUCGAAGGUAUUUUUUAAUAUUAGUUUCGAAAUCCUUGACCUUUAAUUACUAGGAAACGACUACCAUGAUGCUAUUAUUUUUUUUUCAAUUUUCAAAAUUUUUUUGAUUUUUGAAUUUUUUUUUUUUUUUUUUGAAUUCUAAAUACUCUUCUUAAUAUUAUUACCCUUUGAUUCUAUAAAAAUAAAUCAUAACUUUCAAUAUUGACAACAAAUUGAAAAAAAAAAAUUUCCAAAAUAUUAAAAAAAAAUUUCAAAAACUGGUUUUUUGAAAAAAAAGAUUUUUAGGAUUAUUGUACUCGUUUUCUACUAAUUUAGGAUCAACGAUUCCGAAAAUAAUAUCUAAACUGUCAAAAAUUAUCAUCGUUAUAAAAUUCUAAAAUAAAAAUUCUAUUUCUUAAAAUUCUCAAAAAAAAAUUCGAAAUGAAUUUUGAACGGUUAAUCAUGCGCCCAUACAAUAAUCAAUAAAAACGUGGUAGGAAAAAAAAAAAAAUCUCCCUCGGGGAAGUUUUUUUUUUAACAAACCCGAAAAAUUUUGAUCUCGAAUUCUUUUUUUCCCACUAUUUCUUAAAAGGAAAAAAAGUAUUCUUUUCAAAUAGUCGAAUUUUGCAUAUUAGCAAAGUUUAAUAGGUUUUUUUUUUGUACUUUUCAAUUUUUUGUACUUCUCGAAUUUUAUAUAUAAAUAUAUAUAUAUAUUUAGAAAAGAAUAUAAAAAAAAUGAUCGACGCGUGUCAUAUACUGUGAAUAAUAAUUGUAAUUUAAAAUAAUUAUUAAUUAAUAAAAAUAGGAACUUAGGACCAAUGCGAAGAUUAUAGAAAAAGGCUGAUUUAAUAUUUGAAAUUAUUUAUAGGAUUAAAUAUCAUAAUAUUAGAAAAAAUGAGAAAAGGAGAGAAGAAAAAUAAUUUCUCUGUUGAAAAAACAGAAAAAAAUAAAAUUGACUUGACUGACAAAAACAGUUUUUUUUGGGGGAAUAAAAUCAUAUCAUGGAGAAAAUUUGAAACUCUGAUAUUGUAAUUAAAAAAAAAGGAUUUACACAAAAUGUGUACUUAUUUCCUUUUGUGUAUGAAUUGUUAUCUGUGUAAUUAUUUUUUACUAGGUGAUAUGUAUAUUAUAUAUUAAAAAAACAGACACACAACAAGUGUACGAAAAUGCACUGCCACAAUUUUUUUUUUGUUUUUUUGUUUUUUUUUUAAUUAUUUAUGUACGAUAAUAAUUAUUGUAAGGAUAGCGAACAAAAAAUCGAAAAAAUUCACGAAACGAUUUACAAAUUGUUAUUUGUAUCUCAACAAUUGUUUUACACAUAGAUUUCUAAUAAAAAAAAAAAGAAGAAAAACGUU